GCAUACGCUGCGAGACCGCACGGAGGGGUCGGCGGAUAUGCCCGAAGACCAGAUGCUCGUGAAGAUGAUGGGCUUCAGCGCGUUCGACAGCUCCAAGGGCAAAGACCACAGCGGCAGCGACCUCAGCGACGUGAAGCGCGCAACGAAGCGCCAGUACCGGCAGUACAUGAACCGGCGCGGAGGUUUCAACAGGCCUCUGGAUGCUGCGUUCUGACCGCGCAGCUCGCGGCGCGUGCCUCUGCAUGGGGGGGCGCGGCGGGCGGGAGGGUGAAUGCGGUGCCGCAAGGAGGAGCGAAGGCUUGCGGAGCGUGGUGUGGUGGGGGGAGAGGCGGCGAAGUGAGGCGACCGGCAGCCUCCUCUCGCAGCGAGCUGGCAAGGCCUGCGCCUCUGACCUGCAGCCCAAGGCUGGCACCGAGGUGACGGGCGCCGCUCGAGGAGCGAGGCAGGAGUGCCCGCCUCGCUUGCCCGCGGUUGCGCUGCCCUUGCCCGACUUGAACCUUGCUGCAGCCGGCUAACACUCCUCCUGCCUCUGCCUGGGCCGAGCCCGCGGCACGGGCAGAGCUGCGCGGGCGCGCCUGCUCCUCCGCCGAGCUGGUCGUCAGUGCAGAA
Messenger RNA from Prorocentrum cordatum, 609 nucleotides. Lineage: Eukaryota; Dinophyceae; Prorocentrales; Prorocentraceae. The record is from the annotation of a GenBank genome assembly.